Messenger RNA from Prosopis cineraria, 1935 nucleotides. RefSeq names its product NADH-ubiquinone oxidoreductase chain 3. The record is from RefSeq and is a predicted model, not a curated record. Gene Ontology annotation, molecular function: NADH dehydrogenase (ubiquinone) activity. The transcript has a single exon. Bases 1522 to 1935 code for a protein of 137 amino acids. Gene Ontology annotation, cellular component: NADH dehydrogenase complex. NCBI's taxonomy places the organism in Eukaryota, Viridiplantae, Streptophyta, Magnoliopsida, Fabales, Fabaceae.
UGUAGUACCUCGCUAUCCUCUGUUGGUAAGUAGCCAUUCUGAACUGAGCUUGCUUUCUUAACUCUUAAAUUAGGUCGAAGUGGGUCUCCUUCAAGUCUUCUUCUUCUCGUUCGUGUCUUCAGUCACUGAACUGAAACAUCAGUAAUUCUAGUCUCUUGUACCGGUGGCUCACUUUUUCUAAGUAAUGGGGAAGAGUCUGAUUCAAAACUGUCUGCGAUAGAUCACGUCGAACUGAAGCACUUAAGAAAGAAGCUGAGAACUUUUGGUUGAUUUGAUGCUCAUUCUGACACGGUUCAUAUAAAGUCACAGCACAGACAUAACCUGGUUGCUGCUACUAGUCAGGCUCAUCAAAUGCAAACAUGGCUCUUGUUGGCCUUGGCCCGGCCGUCAACUGCUUCAACAGCAGAUGCGGCUGACCUAGAUGUCCCAUCAAUAGCGAAGGAAGUGGCUGAACUCGUUCUUUGGGACUUGGACUCUGACUUUCCGUACUCGUCCCUGAACCCAAUGGGGAAUCCGUCCCUUUCAGCCCCUGAACCUAAUGAAUCUGUUUGGUACGCUGAGGCUUCUCCUUCCCCUGAAAUCGGCCGUAAACAGACACUGCUUGAAGACAAGAAAGGUUGGGACAAAGACCUCUCUUUCAAAUCUCGUAGGAAGUGGAAAGGAAGUAGCUUGUGCUUGGCGUGCUCUAAGCUCCGAAGCUUAUGUUCGAUUGAAUUAACCUCAACAACUCGUGAAAGCAGUUUAACUAAUGGCCGAAGUCCUUCUUCGCGCACAGCCAGACCUUCUGCUCGAUUGUUUGUUGCGGGAAGAAGGCUGGAAUCUGUCUCUCCCUAGCCCUAGGAUAGAAUGUGAUCUCUUUCUCUCCACUCCCCCUCCCCGACUUCCAUUGAAGUAAGGGCGGGUUCUCUCCUUGCUGGAUUGCUGUCUUCCGCCAUUCAAUGCUGUUGUCAGUUUGUUUGUUGAAGUCAGACAGACAGCUUUGACACUUCCCGUGCUCUUACAAUAUCUUUUAUAAGAGAAAGAGACAUGGAAGAGAGUUUCACCAAGUCUCCUUUUCUCUGCACUCCUUUUGCUUGCCUUACUCGGGCAUUCAGCCUUAGGGCAAGCGGGUGAACUCUGAUCCCGACUCAAUGAUAGAUAUCAGGUUAGAACCACCAGUCAGAUAAGGGGAGAAAUCCUCAUCAAGCAUAACGGCUUUUAUCACUAAGAUAAGACAUGAUCUCCUGUUCAGGCUAAUCAAUCAACUCAAUCGAUUAGCGUAGAUGAAGAAGGAGAUUGGCUCGUUGAUCUUUGAUUCGAGAGUCUUCCCGGCUGGCCUAACUAGUUGAACCCCUGAGGGCUAAUCCAUCAAGAUCGUAGCUAAGCCGGAAAGACGACCCUUUGCGAAAAACCAGAUAUAGAGAGUGUUCAGUGAGUGAUCGUUGUUGUCGUGGAAGGGUUCUCUUUGAACGAAUCCUAUUUGAACUAAGCCCGAAAGCACGGGAUGAGACUUUUCUUUCUUCUUUCUUUUUUUUUUCCGGUAUGCCGCUCCGCGAGAAAGGAAAGGAGCGAAACGAAAGAACCAAGUGGGUUGUGGUAAUGUCAGAAUUUGCACCUAUUUGUAUCUAUUUAGUGAUCAGUCUGCUAGUUUCUUUGAUCCCACUCGGUCUUCCUUUUCCCUUUUCUUCCAAUAGUUCGACCUAUCCAGAAAAAUUGUCGGCCUACGAAUGUGGUUUCGAUCCUUUCGGUGAUGCCAGAAGUCGUUUUGAUAUACGAUUUUAUCUUGUUUCAAUUUUAUUUAUUAUUCCUGAUCCGGAAGUAACCUUUUCCUUUCCUUGGGCAGUACCUCCCAACAAGAUUGAUCCGUUUGGAUCUUGGUCUAUGAUGGCCUUUUUAUUGAUUUUGACGAUUGGAUCUCUCUAUGAAUGGAAAAGGGGUGCUUCGGAUCGGGAGUAA